AUGGCGUCGCCAGCUCCUCCUCCGCCUUCCUCGAGCUGGCCGACGGACGGCGUGGAGGUGCCCAUCGUGGGAAGCGAGAAGGUGCGGUGGGUCGAGCUCACGGUCCCUUCCUCGCCUCGGCCGUCGACGCCGCCUCCCAGUGCUGUUGCUUCUCCUGAGGUCUCCUCAUCCACGCCCCCUCGCAAUGCGGCCGCCUGCCACGUCGUCGCGGGAGACUCUCCGGCGUAUUUCAUCUGGUUUGUGGUUCUCGAGUCCUCUGCGCGUUGUUGAGCUCUUUUUCUAGGUGGUUCCAUCGCGGUGUUGCUUUUCUAAGUGCCUUCAACUCUCUGUAAGAGCAGAAUUGUUUGUGAGAUGAAGGAUUAUCCAUAUUUCCUGUAGCCUUUUUUGUCUAUCUAUGAUGCCAGUUGUUUUCGCUUUUUAGUGGCGUUAGUGGUCGAGUUGAUGUUCCUGCACGAAUGAUGGUGGGAUUUUUUCCCGUUACUUGACUCCAAACCUGCCUGUUUCUUGAUGAUUUUCAGGAGAAUACACAAUAAUCUACCGAAUGUGCUUGAGGUGCUCGAGCUCUGUCCUCAGAAAGAGUUUCCGGAACGCGGAUUGCGUCUUGUUUUCCCUGAGUCACUUUUCACGUUUUCAUUUAUCUGCAGAGAUGAGGUUAGUUCGCAUUGGCGACUCAAAUUCAUAAUUGCCUCUGAUUCUCUGUUGCAUUCUGUCUCUGGCCUUCCCUGUCAAUGAUAUUCCUUCUUUUCCUAUUUCUUUAUCUGAACUGGUCGAGGAACCUGUCUUGCCUUAGGUUCGGAAUGUAGCUGGUAGAAGAUAUAUGCUGUAUGCCCUAACCAUGUCAGGGGCAGCUUAUCUUUUCAAACUGGGAGAUAUCUCCACAUAUGUAUCGGGCUCGGUCCUCAGUCAGAGUGAGUACGUGGAGGUUGAUGUGCAAACGGAUUCAAAAGUGAUAGCUGUGGCAGCAACAUUUGGGUGCCUGCUGCUGGGACGACAAGAUGGUUCAGUCACCUGCUAUCAACUUGGCAUUCUCGAACAAAGCACACCAGGUUCGUUUGGCUGUGUUUAGUGUAAUUUUCUAUCUAGCGCUGACUUUCUCUUACUGAAUCCACGAGAGGGUUUACAGAGUUUCUUUUUUUUUAGUUUUAAGUCAUUACAGAGCUUUACCCUCUGCUGCCACAGGUUUCACGUUUGAAUUGCGGGAUGAUGUAGGAAUAGGGCGCUUGUGGAGCCUGGUAUCAAGGUAUUCUUUUCCUUUAGCACAUGCUCCUCACUUUCCUCCGAUUCUGAGGUUUCCUUCAGUUUUUUAGUAAUAAUAGGUAAAGGCAUUCUGCCUAAAUAGUAUACACAAUUAAUAAAUAAGUCCAUCGCAUUGAUAAGUGGGCUGUCUUAUGCUUAGAAUUUUGAUUUUAGUUUGUAUGUUUUGUGGUAACAAUGUGUCAACCUUACGUUGAGAAACGAAAGACAGAAUUUUAUGAUGGAAGUUAAGCUAUUGUGGUUUUUUGGGUUGACAAUCUGGGACAUCAAUCACCAGCUAUCAUGUGUCAUGGUGGGGUAUGCGCCGUUGUGAGAUUUAUGGAUUCUGUCAGAGGAACUUAAAGUACUAAUACCUUAAAUGUCAAUGUGUUACUGUAACACUCUGGUCGCUAGUUUGAGGACAUUUUUGUUAGCAUUUGAUUUGAGCAUUGAUCCAAAUACUCGAACAAAAGGAUUGAAUUGUAAUAUACAUGCUACCAAUGAAUCUCUCAACAGGAUGACUACUGGAUCACAGCCUAGCUGAGGUUUUAAGGUUGCUACUCACCGGGGAUGAAUUAGGAUAUAAGCCUACUGGACCAGUCGUUUGAACAUGGUUAAGUUGGUUUAAUGGGCGUUAGGCGUUUCGUGGGUGAAGGACCUGAUUGAAAUUCCUUUAUAAUACCCGGAAAAAGAUGUUCAUACUAUUUUUUAUUGACUGAGAAUGUAUUUACAUGUCUUAAAGAAAUUCAAAAAUUGUAAAUACGUGCAUAUUUCCUUGAAAUAUCGAUACUCCAAUCGAAAUAUUGUCUAUAAUAUCUUUGAAAGCUGAUGUUAUGUAGAAAAUGUGAUGAAUUUGCGUACAUUUUACUUUUGCAAUGCAUUUAGAUUUGAGAAGCUUAACUCGCCUCUUGCUUCCGCCUUUCUCAAUCCCAUCAUUGUUUCUGUUGCCAAAGGAUCGAAAUUCUUGUUCCUGGUACCUAUUCAAUUUGCUAACUCUUGAUUUAAGGCAGUUGGCUGUUUUACUUGCGAAAAACUUAAUGAAUUUCAGCCAAGGUAGUCAUAUCAGAUUUGGUAAAUGGUUUCAUCAAGUGGACGAUAGUAUAGAAUCGUUGUGCAGUUGAAGUACCCAAAACUCCUAUCAAUACUACAGUAGCACAUGGAUAUGAUCCUUGUAAAACAUAGGCAUCAAAACCAAAGAAAUGUAAUGUCAGAGCAUUAUGCAGCUCAUAUGAAAGAACGUAAUGUCUGUUAAUGAGUUGUCUAAGCAAACAGAGGGAAUAUGCGAUACUCACUUUCUAGCUUUGCUUUAGUUAGAUGACAGUCAAUCCUUGUGGAUUUCAUUCUAUCGUUUUGCUCAAUGUUAUCAUAGGUCUUAAGGUAGCAAUCUGAAGGUAACAAGGUGCCCAACACGCCUAGGCAAGUGACAUGAAGAUGAUGAAAAGGAUGAUGAUGUUGAUGAUCAGAGUCUUGGCUUCAUAAAUUUGAGAGAUCUCAAUUCAGUGCCAAUAAGUUUUUGCGGAUGUUUAGUACAGAAGUAUGGGCCAGAUCAUUGCUUUUGAAAGUCCCUUUACUGUUGAUCAGCAAUAAAUAGAUAAGAUGUUGAGAGUGGAAUUCGAGUUCUAGAUUGGCUACAGUGUGGUACAAGCUGGACAUUGUAAAUGGUUCUCUGAAACACUGAAGAUUAAUUCUCUGGUUCAGUUAAUGGUUUGCUGAUGACCUGGAUCAGUACGGUUUUCUGUAUGAAAUAGUGGCAUUACAACAUAGUCAAAUAGGAAGGCUGAAUACAGCAUAUUAGGUUCCUCAGUUAUUGCUAAGACUGUUUUUUUUGGGUUUGUUUUGAAGAUUUCCUUGUUACCUAAUUUGACAGAGUAGGGGUGUAUCCAGCAUGUCGGGCAUAGCUGUUCACCAAUUAUUAAUUUUUGUGCACGAAUUUCUUUCUGCUCAAUCAUCUUUGGUGUAUCCAGCAUGUCGGGAAAAAAUCCUUACGUGAGAAAAUAUUUUUAGCUUGUUGAAGUGAACAGCUUUGGUCGCAUACUUUUGAGAAAGUGUCCCACUUGACCUGAAAAAAGCUUUAAAAUGUUUGGAUUUUCUUGUGGGGUGUGGAAUGCUAGGGACGACAUUAUUUGAUGUAGAAAGAGUAUGCCCAUGAAUUUGAUGGUUAGAAAGGUUCUGCUGUCGACAUUAAAGUGGGGUUGGUGAUGGGGUCUAUAGAAGCUUGUCCUUGAGUGCUUUCAUUUCCAGAAUAUGUAAUUCUUGUCAGGUUUCUUCUCAGGUCUCCUGCAGAUGGCCUAGAAAUUUCUUGUUGAUCAUAGAUAAGUUCCUUUGAAGCACAAACACCGCAAUACUAUUUAAUUUUUUCAUCCAAUGCUGGUUGUAGAAAUCAUGUUUGGUUAAUAAAAUUUUUAAUUUAUGCAUCCAGUUUCGUGCUGUUUCUGUUGUGCUUGCUUCAGUCUAAAUUUUGUCUCCUUUCAAUUCCAAAAAAUGGCAUGCAGAGGAAGAAGCAUCUGCUCGGUUAAGGAUUUGACGGUAUCUCAACUUGUUUCGAGAAAACUGGUGUUUGUUCUUCAUUCAGAUGGAACCUUACGUGUAUGGGAUCUUCUUAAUCAUUCCAAGGUUCUCAAUCAUGUCGUUGUUGUGCCAGAAGUUACAGGUACUGUCUAUCUUAUUUCUUUUCUUUUCAUUUUCUACAGAUCAUUGAACUCAUUUCAUCAUUUUCAUCUGUCUUUUCAUCAAUAUUUCUCUAUAGUUGCAGAUAUUUGUGCUUCAUAGUGAGGGCAUAAGUAGUUGACCUUUAAGAUCUUCAUUCACCUCUUCUGUCUCUGUGAUUUUAAAACAGACAUUAUUAUUGUUACUCUACUACUCGCAAAUAAUAGUGGUCCUAUCUCAAAAAUUGUCAAAAUAUUUUCCAAAUAAGUUAUCUUUUGUACCUAUGUUCUAAUUAUUGUUACUCUAUGAAGUGUCACUAUUUGUGUGAACAACCAAUUCUCAUAAAAAAAUUCCAUUAAAUUUCAAGUAUCAUGAGCAGGGUGUCAUGCCGUCUACUUUCAAAUAUGUUAAGAUGUUAUUGUUCAUAUAUAUUUGAUCCUGACAGCGCUGUUUAAUAUCAUUUGCAAAUAUAGGUGGGGUGCUGUAAUGGUAAAACGUUUUAUUGAAAGAUUCACAUGGAGACAAAUAUUAACAGCGCUCUUUUAUACCCCGUAUUUCCUUGCAAUGAGCUGAUUAUAACAGUGUAGCUAUUCAGACUGAGCUAUCUCUCCUUGAGCGUUUCCUUCAUGUUUUUCUUAUUCCUCAAGUAGAUGGUGUUAGAUGUUGGACAGGGACCUUAUAUUAAUAUGUUUUUUCUGCAGGUAAGCAAGAUAUUAAGUCAUCAAAUAAUUUUCUCUUCCCAAAAGAUUCCUAGAUUAAUAUAUUCUCCAAUAAAACUUCAGUUGUUUUUAUUUAUGCGGAGAAAUCGGUGAAUUUUUUCUUUGGUUUAAAUGGUUUCAUACUUCUAAUUCUUUAUAUUUUUAUUUAUUAAAUCAUCUUUUUAGGUGAUAUUCAUAAAACUUCAUAAACCCCUGUUUGUACCCGCUCCCUUGCGAUUAAAGGGAUUAAUGAAUUCCAAGGUAAGUUUUGUGUAAAGUGCAUUUAAGGAAAUGGCGGACUACCAGAUGCUGGAAUGGAGUGUUUACAAUCAUCUCAUAUGAAAUUUUUUUUAGUUUUGCCAUUGCAAUCUAUUGGCUGCUUGGGUGAUUCAUUAUGCCAUUUUGCACAGCCUGCAAUAUAUCUUUGUUGGUAAGGAUUAAAGAAAUGAUCGCAUCUUUAUACAAUAUGGAAUUUAUGAGAUGAGUUGUUAAUGUAUAAUGCUAUUCGUCGCUUGUAGAUCCUAUUCGAGUUGAUUAAUCCCUAUGAAAGCUUAUAGAAAUGUGGAUUGGGCAUUCAAAUUUCAGGAUCUUCAGCUUCAAGGAUUUGGGUUGGUGAUCCGAACUAUGACACCGGCAUAAUUCCCUUAGCUGUGCUGUAUGGAUCUGCGAUUGUAAGCUUCUUAAUUUUUGUCAAAUAUUUUCAGAAUCUAUUACUAAAUAGUAAUACGGAGCAUUCUUAUUAAUUAUUGGACAUGAAGAAUCGGCUGUUUUUGCACAAUCCAUUACUAUGCUCUUGUCUCUUGUUUUUGGGUGAUGCUUUGAGCAUUUGAUUCUUCUAAUGAUACAUGCUUCAUCCUUGGUUUCAGUUAUUGAUAUUUAUGCAUGUUCAUUUUAUUCGACAAAUUUUCUAAUUAUAUUUUGUAUUCUGCCUUUGCUGUUCAAUUCACAUAUUAGAAGGGUCUUUUUAAGCGAGAAGCAGCAUUUUUUGUUUUUUUUUUGGGAAGGAACUAUGAAUAAACCUACCGGAAAAUAAGUUGAAGAUCAAACUCUAAUGAGUUUACCCUAUUGACACAAUUGGCAGACCAUGGUAGAAACUUUAUUAUGAAAGCAAUUAAAAUAACUGUACGCUAUUUGACUGCUAUGUUUUUGUUACAAAAAUAGUGAUGCCAACGCAGAAAAAAAUUAAAAUGUAGAAUUUCACAUGAAAUGGUAAGCUUAUAUUUACAACGUUAUAAAGUAUAAAACAAGAUUUUGGCCAAAAGGCUAUAGUAUCAAUAAAUUAAUAAUGGUAUUCGAAAACACCUCGCCCUGAAUUUAUCUUUGUUAUGCGGGUGGUUUUGCUGUUCUGGGUAAAGGUAUAGAUUUUCGAGGAGACAGCUAUCCAACUGGGAUCUUCCUAUUAUUAGUAUCAUAUGAUGCUCCAGAUUGGAUUGUGACGACCAUGUGGGACUGCCAGCCACAAGUGCCGGCUCUUACAUGCUUUUUAGUUGUUAUUGGAGGUGUAAAUAAAAAAUGAUGAUGGCAGUAGUCAGGCUUUUGUGUUGGGUAUUGAAGCUCUGACUAUUAGACAGCAUUUGCGGAUCCACCCAUCUCCGUAACUUAUUACAUUUUCUGAUGAGGGGAAAAGAUCGUUCUUAGUUUUAGAGGUUUCUUACUUUAUGGGUGCUUCUGAAACAGUAUGAAGAUUAUGGGAACCGAUUAUCAAAUAUGAAAGGCUACUAGGGACAGUAGCUUAAAUUCCAUUUAUUGUAGCACAUACAGUCAACAUUCUUUUGAUCAUUAGGUAAAGAAAUUGUUUGCAAAAUACUUCUUCUGUCUAAUGCUAUUGCAUGUCAUUCUAAGAUCCCUGGAUUUUAUAACUAUUUCACUCCAUUUCUCGACUUCAAAUGAUAAUAUUUUCAUAACCCCAUGAAUUGUUUAGCAAUUAUUUUUAUUUUAAUUUUUUUCAUUGACAUUACCUGAGUAUGUGAAGGAUUCAGAUUCGAUGAUUGCUCUGCAUUACAUCCAUUUUACUGCUGGGGAAAAAAUCACAUUGUCGCCCAAUGUGUCUAUCCAAACAAUUCCUUUGGAUCAGGUAAAAAUUUGCGUUGUGUAUCAUAGUUUGCAUCUAAUGUCUGGUUGCUAUGCCAGAGCAACCUUUCUGACUCCUUAGAAACUGAAUUUUACUACGCUGGUCUCAGGGGAUCCUUAUUGACCUCAAACUUACUUCACACAAGCUAUAUAUACUCAAAGAAGAUGGAUCAAUGUUCUAUGAUCUUCUUCAUUCAGAUAUUAGAGUGUAAGUGAAAUUUUCCUUCUGGAAAAUUAACUUUUUAGAUUUUGUAGAGAACGUUAAAUAGAAAUAUCGUAUCAUUAAGGGAACAAGCUUUUAGACAGCAAAUAACCAAUAUACCUCGAUGUUCUUAUAAUUAUAAUUAAAUGCAGAAAGUCAUCCCCCAUGAUGCCAGUCUUCUUUAAUGUUGGUUGGUAUCGUAUUAAAUUUAUGUGCAGAAUUUUAUGCGUUUAUUUCUUGUACUUUUGUGUUCUGCAUUUUUGAAUUUUGUGUUACUGCUGCAUUGAUAAAGAGUUGAUACCACUGAGGUCGUGGUAAUCACGUCUCAUGAUGCACCUUAGGAUUUUUUUCACAGUACGCCUAGAGUUCAGAUUUUUAUUGACUACCUCUUUUAGAGCUACAAUGACAUUUUUUAAAAGUGGGAAAGUACUAGGUUUCCCCUUUUGACUUUUUGUUUGGUACGUCUUAAAACUUCUAUCACGAUUAAUUGUAGCUUUUCUAGUACAAGUGACAGAAAGCUUGGAUAGAAACCGGUGAAAUUUUCUAGAAUAUGAAAGUUCUCUUUUGAAAUAUGGAAACAAUGACCUUUCUUGGUGACAAGAAUCGUUUUCUGUUUCGGUGGUUAAAUGGUGCUUUUUUCUAGAAUUUUUUAAUUUAUUCUGGUUAGCGACUUCAUUAACUGUGGCUAUUAAUUUCAGGGAGCACAUGAAUAGUUAUGGUUUGCAGGAGGAUUUCAUUUCUGAUCACUUGUUUCAAGAUCCUCAUCAGCCAUCUGAUGAUCUAAUAUGGAAUGAAGCAUCAGUCUUUUCAUCACAGAAGGUAUUCUAUCAAUUCUUUAGUUAAUAGCUAUGCUCAUGUUGAUUGGCAUGCCCUUGCUAUUGGAUAUCAUGAUAUAUGGAUGAAUUUCUCUUUAGAAUCUGUGUUAUACUGCUCGACUGUGAACAUUUGGAAGGAACGAUAAUUUUAUGAAUAUAUAGCAUCUGUAGUUGUUGGACGCUUGAAUAUCUCCCUAAGCUAUACUGCCUAGAUGUGAUAGCCAUUUUGAAAAUCUUUAGCCUAUUUUCUCUUUUUUUAGUAAAGAAGGCAGAAUAAUGUGGGUGCAAACGUGUACACUGGUGAAAGUAAAUGAUCAUAAUGACUCUCUAAUCACUGCCAUUUCUGCAGCAGCAGCAAAAUUCAUUCUCUUGAGUACCACAUUAGAGCGACUGUAUGACACGAUUACUGUGGAUUAAAGAUAAUUCGGGCUAUUCUAACUUCUUUCUUAGAUUGGUUUCCACAGUUUGAUUGAGGAUAAUGACAUCGAUAAGUUAAUAGAUUUUAAUAGGCUUCUGCUCGGAGGGCAGACUGUUCUGCAGGAGAAAGAGUGAGGUACAUAGUUAUUUAAAUGCUCGCUAGGUGAUGAGGGUCGGAUGUUCUAGGCCUCAAGCUCGCCUAUGUGAGGAACCAUUCAUGGGCAGUUUUGUGUUUAUUGAUAGACUCAAGCACUUAGCUAUUGGGAAAUGGCAUUCAUUCUCGAAUCCAUUGUUAUUCAUCAUCAAUGAAUUAUGCGAAUGUUGUGGCCACACAGAUAGUUGCGUGCUUGACUCUGUUCAUGAAUGUGUGGGACUAGGCUACAUUUGUCAAUGGCUGCACAUUUUUUUGGUCGCAAAGGCCACUUGUAAUUUUGAGUAGUCCAGUAGAAUGCUAAUAGUUUUAAAAUAUCAUCGGCCAUUGAUUUUUGCAAUCGUAUUAUUUUGCACAUACAGAUAUCUAACCUGCAAUGUCAAAAUUCUCAUUUAUUCCAUCAUUUUUAUCAAUUAGCGGUUAGUUGCCUACUGUUUAGCCGUCUUGGUUGAGUUAUGUAAUAGUCCACUGCAUUAGGUCCUUUUUCCUCCGUAAAAUCCUCUGUUAAGUUCAAGGAAGGCUCUUGUCAACAGUUGUAACGACUGCGAUUCGAGUACUUUCUUUUAUCUACGUGAAAUGAAAUGACCUGAGUUACUACCGUGUUAAACUUAGAAAUUAGAAAGAUUUGGCAUCAGGAUGGUCCCUGUCAAAGUGAAAGAAAGCAAGUAAUCAUUCAGACAAUGUUGGAGGCAGGCAAGCUAUACUGGGAGGGAACUGCUUUGGGUAAGUACAAAGAAAGACAUCAAGUACGGAAAAGGACACGAGUGAUGGUUGACCGAAGGUUACCUGUUUUCAAAAGUUGGUUUGGUCAAAUCAGAAGUGGCGAUAUUCGAUUGCAACUAUCCAAGUUAGUCUGAUUUCUGCUAUUUGUGGACAUCGGGGACGAUACUAAUUGAUUUAAGGCUUAUAGGUUUUAUUGCUUUUGAUUAAUAGUAAUUUACCCACAAACACCAGCGCGGUACCAAGGCUAAUUGAUGAUCCAGAUUUUAAAAAAAAUAUAUUUCUUGGAUUAAAUAGGAGUUCAAUUAUAUGGUGACUUAGCAGUGGUUAUUAGUUUCUAGCUCUAAUGAGGACUCAAGAACAUAUCUUGAAUGGCCUAAUGGCGCAAUAUAUCUUCUUAAAUCUUCUGGAUCAGACGCCCAUGAAUCCUAAAACUUUACAUUGCCCCGGAUGAGGGAUGUCAAACUGCAUUCUUUAAUAUUUGUUUAUAUUCUAAAUGUGGGUUCUGGGGGAUAGUUAAGUGGUUAUGUGCUAAAUAUUAUAACUUCUUUUACAUCCUCUGACUACCUUGAGAAGAGAUAACUCAGAAUUGAAAAUGUUGCGGAUGGGAAUAGAAUAUUGAGUGGGAAGAAAAUCUCCAAAGAUUCCAUUUUUUCGGUUUUAUAUGGGAAAAAUAUGUAAUGGUCAAUGCUUGAUAUUACUCUUCCUGAUGCGCAGUAGACCCAUGUAGAUUUUUUGUUUGAUCUCGUAGUUGAGAAGAACAUUAAGGAGGCUUAUGAUAGUGUGAAUCCUAAACGUCUCCAUGUCCAGAUAGUUUUUAACGGGGUUCUAUCCACGGUGUUGGAAUGUCUUGAAGACAAUUAUCUGGUUACUUCAGUCUAGGAGUGGGUACCGAAUUCAUUGUGUAAAAUCUUUCAGUUCUACUGAUGUUGUUUUCAUGCAUAAAAAACAUGGGACUGAGGAAGUCAAGGUCUAAAGUCCUGUAAUUCUAUUGAAUGGAGGCCGUAAGAAUACAUCUAUAAUUAUGAGAUUCCGGGAGAAAAGUAUGAUUGAUAAAUUAAUGCGUCCCAAAUUGUCUGCUUUUUCAGAGGCUCAAUUGAUUCUGGAAAGUUAUCUAAUAUCACAAUCUUGGCCACAGUAGUGAAGAACUCAUGUAAUUGAAACAAGGUUUCUUGAAAUACUAUGAUCGGUUUAGUGGGAAUAUCUUGUGCAGGAUUUUGAUUUUCAAUUAUCUAAGAGCUUGGCUGUCAUAAUCCAACCUUCGAUCCUGUCCCCAGUAUUCCUUCCUAAAUUUUAUGUCCAAUAUAUCAGGCCAAUCAAAUUUCAUCUUAGGCCAUUGACAUGCAAAAGUGAUGUUGUUUGGUUGUGCCUUGUUACAUAAAAUAGUGUGGGUUUUCAUCUCUUUAUCAUAGUCCAUCAUUGUAUUUCAAUAGACCCACCUGCAGCUGUAUAUAUUCAUUCGUUGAUGUGAUUAGUCAGACUAUUCAAUUUAACGGUGGAUCUGACUGCGGUUUUUGGGGCACCGAUUGGAAAUUUUGCAGGAGCAGGUUCCAUAUAUUAUAUCUUCCAUAUUUUUGAGCAGGUUGCUGCAGCCAGGUGUACAUCAAAGUACUGCUUUGCGUGCAACUAUCCUAGAUCACAGAAAACAUGUCACUGAACAUGAAUUUCUAUCUCUUAACGUUGCUGGUUUGAAAAAAGAAUUAUUUUCGAUUAUAGAAAGUGAGGUACAAAUUUUUCAUUUUAGUUUUAUCAGCUUAUGCUGAUUUGCGCGGUCUCAUUUCGUUUAUUUUAAUUGUGGGUGAGCAGGGAGCUAGCGCAAAUCCUAUUUCAAUGUUUUAUUACUGGAAAAACUUUUGUGCUCAAUUUGUUUACCAUUGGAAUGAAACCAACAGACCAUACAGUUUAUUUGUGGAUUCCUCAACUGGAUCAGUUGGUUUGAUAAGGAAAGCUUCUAUUUCGGUAUUUCGUAAUCUGGAGCACUUCGAGCUACUUAUCUAUGGUAGGCAUAUUUCUCCUUGUUCUUUUAAAAUUUAUGUGGCUUUCAAAUUUGAUAAGUUUGUUAUCUUUUAGUUGGUCGCUGUUUUGACACUUGAAACUAAUGGUGAAUUUUAGGUUCAUAUGGUGGAGUAUGUCAUUUCAGAGAUGCAGAUUGGAUUUCACCUAACAAUGAUUUGGAACGUGAUAUCACAUUUGAUGUGCUAAGAUGCAUGAGUAAUAUUAGUCAUCAACUUGGAAGAGCUUCUUCUGCUUCAAUGUUGAUGUCCCUCAUCAAUCCAGACAUUUUCUCAUUUGAGGAUAUAACUUCGCAUCUACUGAAGAUUUUAGAAACUGGCUACUCAUCGCCCAUUACCAGUGCUCUCAUCUCACAUGAUGGAGUCGAUGCUGCGCGUGAGAAACAGCAAGAAGAACACAGAAGCCAUAGGAAAUUUUCUAUUGACAUGGUUCUGUCUCUUCAUGAAAUAUAUACAAAAGCUUCUACAUGGGGCACAGUUUUAGAUAUUGUUGAAAAGUAUAUGAACGACCUUAUUCCAAAAAGCCUCCAAAAUACUGACAUGAAAGCAUGCUUUAAUGUCAAUUCGUCCCUAUUGAUUCAGGCUACUUCUCAAAUGGCAAAAAUGAUGCUUGAAUCUUCAUUCGACAUGCGUCUGUUUCUAGGAUAUCUGGUUAAUAUUGGUGUGCAGGUAUCUGCCUCAUAAUUUCCUGUGCCAAAAUCGUAGUGCUCAAAAUUUCGUUUAUACUUUUUUUCUGGUCUUGUUAACUUUUAAUUUUCCCUGGUCAUGCAGCAUUUCCAGAAGUUUUGCCUUAAUUCCUAUUAAUUGACAGCUUUUCUAGCUAUGUCACGGUGUCGAUAGAUUGGAAAUUAUUUUGCAUACAUGUGUUGUAAAUUUCAUCUGCCAUCCAUUCAAUUCAAGAGCUGCUCUUAAUAGAAUUGUCUCCCUAUAUUUUUGCUAAGAUGGAUUCAGAUUUCAGGUUUGUAUGGUGAAACUGGAUGCCGCUUCAAUAUUAUUACCCACACUCUUUGAAACAGCAGAUAAUCUAUUGUGAAAUGUUCUUUGAGCCGCUUCAACUUUAGCAUCAUUUCAGAAUAUCAUUUAGUGAAGAUGUAUAACAUCAGUGCCCUUCUUUGGACACCUAUCUGUGUAUUAGACAAACUUGCUUGAUUCCUUGCGCUCUCUCUUAGAAAUUGACCGGGUGUUAGUUCUUCUUGUGCAAACUGAUACUCAUUUACCUAAGGUCAAUCACCUGAAUUCUACCUACUGUUGGUUGCCUCGUUAUCUAAGCUUUCAACUUCAUCAAACGCAUAGAAUAAAAGAGAAGUUAUUGCUGAAUUACACCUGCACACAUGGGCCUUUGGUAUUAAUUUUGCCGAAUUGCGGAUAGCAGAAUUGCGAUGAGGGAAAGGUGACGACUAAAGGGUGCAGACAGUAAUGAGCAAGAAAGUGGUGACUGGCAAGCUGAUGAAGAUAGGGCAGUGGAGGAAAGAAAAAUGCGUCCCUGCGGUGAAGGUGCUGGUGAUAGAUUCUAACAAAUGUUGGUGAUGUCGGGCUUCUGUAAAUCGUCUCAUUCCACAUGCCGGAUGUACUUGGAUAUUAACCAAAUAGUUCACAUCAGAAUCAAGUCGAUUUACAAUUAUCUGGUCUCAUUAUCUAUUUCCCUUUCAAUUUUUUGAUGAUUUGCAUAAAAAAUGAUGAUGACCUUGCGUGCUGUUUUGAUUGUUGCCCCAGUGCUCAACUGCACCACCCUUCUCAAUUAGUUGUUUUUUUAUGACCUUCUGUUGAUAAAUUUACUUUCGCAUGACGAUGACAGAGGAUUAGUUUCCCAUUCAUCAGUUUCUUUUUUUUUUUGUAGGCCAAUUUGAUGCAAAAUGAUAUUGCUAGGAUAAGGCAAAAGCUUAUUCCAUUGGUUGAGGAUAUAAUCAUUAGUUGGCUAACAAUAUACUUUGUGACAACUACACCAACUGAAUCGCCAUCUGUUGAGGAUUUUAGCUCUCGUCUUUCAUCAUUGCACAUAGGUAACUUCCUCUUUGUAUUUUUUUUCUUACAUCUUUCAUAGCCUUGUUCUCAAGACUCAUUUACAUUUUGGAUGAUGAUUGCAGCGCCAUUCACACAAUCCACGUCUGAUAUCGGAGUUAUUUGGAUAAUACUGUGUUACUGCACUUUUUACUACAAAUUGUGCAUGAAUCUUGAAUCUCCCCCCAUGAGAUUCCAUAAUUUUGUAUGCAUUUUUUCAAAUGUGUGGGAGCCAACUUGUGUUGUCCUAUAUGAAUGCUAUCCCCUGAUUGAGUGCUCCUAUUAGUGGGAAAACUAAAUAUGGAAUUUUCCCAUACCUGCUGAAACACUGUUUUUUCCCUAUUUUGAAUAUAUUACUAAUGAACUCUGUGUCUAACCUAUUUAUGGCUUUGAACGACAAUUUAAUGUUGCCAUAUUCCCCAUUUUAUGUUUUGGCUCUUUUUUUUCUUCCAGGCAGUAAAAAGGAAAUUAGAUCGUUGGAUGGAAAGCUCGGUACCCCUGAUAUUACAUUGGCCUCUUUGCUUGAUUUUCCUACUUCAUUGGAAGACCAAGGGUUCCUCCUUUCAAAGUGUUUUCCUCAGCCAGGACAAUUUUUUAAUCCAGUUACAGUUUUUGCCAGUCGGAUUAUAUGGGGCAAGACAGUAGGAUCAUACACCUUGAGCUCGGCGAUUGUAUUAGCAUCCACUUUACUUAUUCAUGAUCAAUACGAAGCUGCCGAGGUGUUCCUAGUUACACAUUUAUGUCUUCUUCGUUGGAUUUGUUUUUUGUUGGAAAGUUUAUGACCUGAUUUAGUUAAUGUUUGUCUCAAGAUCCUUCUUGGUGUUGCCGAUGCUCAUUCGAAGAUGAAGAAAGAAUCGCAGAGCAUUCAGUCUACCAAUGAUGAAUGGUGUGCAUGUCUUCAUCUCCUUGGUUUCUGCCUUCUUGUGCGAGCACACACUGGGUCAUAUGGGUUGAUGAAAGAAGAGAAAAUUCGAGAAGCUUCCCGCUGUUUCUUCAGGUGAGCCUUUCAUCUGUGCUUUUCAAAUGUUUUACACCCUCUUUUUGUUUUUUAUAAUAUCCAGGAGUUCAAACUGCUGUAUCCAACAUACUCAACAUUUCUACGAAUUACACGUAAACAUUCCAGUUGCCAGAGCCUACAUAUGUUGCCUAUCUGCGAAUUGCACGUAUCCUAUGUUGCCUACAUACGUAUCCUAUCUGCGAAGAAUAUUCAUUUUUCGCUUUUAUCCAUAAAAUUUCACCAUCGGUCAUUAUCUGCAUCAGAACUUUCGGAACUGCUCUUGGAGAGUUUCUUUGGCGAAAUACGUGAUCAGCCAUAGCAAUGUUCACUCAUCUAGAAGUUGUAAUUUUUUACAUCAUAAUUGGGCACAGCCAACUUCUCGUUGCCUUUGAUUGCCGCUAGUCAUUUAGUCCUUGUCACAUUCGUUCCAGAUAGUCAUUGACCCCAACAAUAUCCACGUUGCCAUUGGUCUACACAUCAUUAAUCAAUGUUCGCUGUACUAGCUUGAUAGUCUCUUAAUUGGUCAUUUAAAAUCUGAUGUGAUUAUUUAUGGGAUGUUGGGUGUAUCUCUCUUUAAUCUUCACAUCUCAGAGAUAUUUCAUUAUAAAUGGUUUUUAUAUUACGUAUCAGAGAAUACUCAGUGAAGAUAGUUCAAAGCAUUCAGAAUGAUGAAUUCACAUAAGAAUCACAUAUUAGAGGAUUCCCUUACGUCAGGGUGUUUUACUUUUUCAGUAGAAUUAUUGAGUGACAAUGAAUAGGAAGUGCAGUCACCCUACACCAGAUUCCUCUAUCCACUGCUGCUUAUUAUGAUAAAAAAAGUCACAGCUAGCAUUUUAAUGAUCCUUGUCUUGAUGCUAUUUCCCUAAUAAUCUAAUGCAUUGACCCACAUCACAUUAAAAGUUUGGAAUGCUCUCAACGAUACCUCUUCCUAAACACUGCAGGUUGUUGAUCGUCCUCAAAGUUUACUACAUACAUAAAAGUUAUGUAACAUAUGUAGCCCGAUCCUCUCUUCAAAUCUUUAUCAAUUUGCUGUUCCCUCCACCAUUUCAGGAAAGAAACAACAAAGGCAUUUUUUCUACUCUUAAGAUAGAAGGGCCAAUUUCCUUGAUAAUCUUUGGUGAAGGCAUCAUUAUCUGUCUAUUCUUGAGUAUCCCUCCUGUGGUUGGUAUCCUUCGAUAAAUCAAUUUUUCUAUGUCAUACUAUCCUGCAAUCGAUGCUGAACAAGGAUAUACUCAACAAGAAUGCAUCUAUGAUAAGUAACUGGACCAAUAACGAAAGAAUAAAGAGUUGAACAUGCAAACCAUAUAUACGGAUUGUAAUCUAAUCUUUCCUCCCGUCAUAACUAUUGUUCUAAGUGAUCUUGACAUUACGAUAUCGUUUUAGUUGCGAAACGGAUGAGCUUCAUUAUAUAAAAAAAUUCGUGACAGGGUUGCAUCAGGAGGAGCAUCACUUGCAUUGGCAAAUCUUUCAUUCCAAACCGGUUUGUCACACACUGGUAUGGUGAGUUAUUGUAAAUGGUAAACUUAGUAAGUACUGGCUUCUAUUUUAAUGCACUCGUCCUUACAGGUGAUACUGAGCCAACGACUGUGUGGAAAUUUCAUUACUAUCAAUGGGCGAUGCAAAUCUUUGAGCAAUAUAAUAUGAGUGAAGGUGCUUGUCAAUUUGCUCUGGCUGCUCUUGAGCAAGUGGAUGAAGUUGUUAGUUUGACUGAUGGCAACCAUGAUGACGAUUUUCUCCCUGAAUCUGUGACUACUAUUAGAGGGCGACUAUGGUCAAAUGUCUUCAAAUUUAUGCUAGACCUCAACUUUUAUAGAGAUGCAUACUGUGCUAUAAUUUCAAAUCCAGAUGAUGAUAGCAAGUACAUCUGUCUGAGACGUUUCAUAAUUGUUCUUUGUGAGCGUGGUGCAAUCAAGGUUUUCCUACUCAUAAAUUGUCAUUUUGAUGUUCUCCCUAUUUUCCCUUGCUACUUUGUUGGUAGAUGUUUCAGCAUGUCAUUUUAGACUAAUAUUGCAGAAAUUAAUAUGAUUAUCCUGGCUCUUUGUGGGAAGCAUUGAAUGUCCCUUAAAAAGUUCAGCUUUUUUCCUGUAUUGAUGUAAUCCCAUCGAUGACAGCCCAGUCUUUUCUUUUGGUUUAUUGUUUUACUUACUAUGUUAUUCUUUGCACAUUGAUCACCUGUGAUACAUAAGUGGAGGAGAAAGGGAGUGGUGGGAUUCAUGGAACAGCUCCUAAACGAUCCAUUUUGUUUCUUGCCAUGCUUCUGUCCUUUUCACUUUCUUGGGUCUUGGCUAUACACUAUAGAGCAUGCUGAACCGUGAGUUACAAGAGGAAGAUGCUGUGAGGGAGGAAUGAGUGUUUCCAUCCUUGGAGAAUAAUUGGUUUCCUUUGUGCUGGACCGUAGGAAGCACUUGAAGAAUGUUCAUGUGAACAAAAGUUGUCUUUACUAGAACAUAUAACCUAUAGCAAUCCUAUUCGCAGUGUAGUCUCUGUUCCUGUACUACAAAUUUUUGAGUGACGAAGGUGCAGAAUGCAUGCGAACUCUAAUUCAGUUGAUUUCUUGGGUCAAUGAACUGGAGAGUACAACACUCAUUGUAGGAGAGAAUCACAAUACAGAUGAUUGUUGGGAUGCAUGCUUAGAAGGAACACAAGUAUGCAGAGUCAUGAAGAAAGGGAAGGGAAAUUUACCAGUUACAGAAACUUUUGGUACAGUUACACGGCUUAUCCAGUAUUUUUUCAGUAGAAGGUAAAUGCUCCAAUGUUUUUGGUAGAAGAACAGGCGAAACCCUCUGGCCAUUACCUGCUGCCACUCUCACCGCCACUUCUCACCAGUUGAUGUGGCAUGACCGGGCCCCUGUAGUUUUCCUAUAAAACGAUCUUUGGUCUAUCUUAAUCUAAUAUUUGUAGAUCCUGCAUGACAUACCAACGAGUUCUUCUUGAUCUUGUGAUGCUCCAAGUUUUGAUAUUGAUAUUCCAUCUUAUUUGGUAGAUAAGGCGUGAUUACUUGAACAUAUUGGUGUGAGAAUAAAAGUUUUUGAAGUUUCUUAAACUUGCUCCUCAUGGUCUCAACCAUUUAUUUGAAAACUGAUACAGUCCCCCUCGAUACAUGUUCGUUGUAAGCGAACAGUCUAGAAGCUUCUAUAGUAAACAUUAGGGAAGGAGUGGGCUGAGUGGUAUAAAUACCCUUCCCUAUCUGUUCAUUGUUUUCUUGAACAAAAAUCUACCACUUAAUAUGCGGUGUUAUUAUUAAAUUCAUCAUGCGUUCAAGGAAGAAAAAUCAUUAACCAUGGCAACUCUAAUGCCAGGGAUGUUUUUUCUUUAGAGAAUAGGACGCCAAUAUCAUUAUUUUAAUAUGAACUAAAAGAUAUAAACCUGUGCGCAAUCGGCUGCCAAUAAAGAAGAUAAGCUCUCUUGUACAACAUCAAGGGAAAUACAUCAGGAGAGUGUAUGUUUUUUAUAUAUGCUGCGUUCUAAGAAUAUGAAUGAUAUUUUUCCUGAAGAUCUUUAGGCCGCAUUUUGUCAAAAAUGUCAUGAGAGUCAUGCCUUAGGUAGUUUUCUCGAACGCCUUUCAAUUAAUAUAAUUGCUGAAGAUAGUCAUGCAUGAAAUUCAAUUUUUAUUUUGAUUUUAUGUUAUAUGUUUCAACCACUGACAUCUUUUGCUUUGAAUAAGAUGUCUAUUGCUUCUGCUCCCUGUUUCCCCCAAGCAAAUUUACUCUCGAUUCCUCAGUAUACUACUUGAUCGAGUCCUUGUAUUUACCGUAGGUCCUGUGCGAUGGUGACCUUCCGUUCGUUGGCUUGUUAGAGAAAGUAGAGCAGGAGCUAUUCUGGAAGGUAAAUAAAAGUAUUUUUUUCUUGAGAAAUUACUUCCUGUAUAGUCUAUCUAUCGUUAGAUAUGUUAACUAGUUAUACUUCUACAAUCUGAACAUAAUAGGCUGAGCGAACUGAUGUAACUGCGAGUCCAAAUCUCUACAAGCUACUUUAUUCUUUUGAAUCACAUCGUAGCAACUGGCGAAGGGCAGCAAGUUAUAUGUACAGGUAUACAGUACGCUUGAGAACAGAAACAAACGUUAAGGAACAACAGCAGCCCUCUUCAGCAUUUGAAGAGAGAAUAUGGGGACUUUCUGCGGCUAUCAGUGCUCUGAAACUUGUGAAUCCAGCAUUUGCAUGGAUAGAUUCUCAGCAUGGUGAUUACUACUUUUCUGAUCAAUAUUCACCAAACAAAAGAGCACGUAAAGUGCUUGUGGACAGAAGUACGUCUUCAACUUUCAUUGAUCAACUCUCUUCUGUGUAUUAUUGUAUAUACAAUUUAAACGGAUUCUACAGAAUUCCUUGGGAGAUUCCUCUUUUUCUAUCAACACCAAUCUCUUUCCUGUAGGGUUUGGUAGCAACCCAUAAAUUUUCUUAUAGAGUUACGUUUGAAAAUUAUUUUUCAAUAAAAAUUUCCUUUUUGCUUGUGAGUACCUAGGAAGAUUCCUCAUAUCUCUAUUUUUGCAGCCUCUGUUGCUGGUGAAAAUCCAUCGUGGACUGCAAACGAUUACGUAGAUAUUGCCAAUCUUGAAAAAGAGUAUGUUCUUGCCUCAGCACAGUAUUUACUUGCCCAAGGAAAAGACACAUCUACAUUUGCUGGUAUGAUCGCAUGUUGAUACUUAAUAGGCUUGAGUUAUGUACAUUUUAGCAAUGGUGAACCCUAUGUUUUAUUAAGUUUUUUUUCGUCUUUUCGUGCAGGAAGUGUAAUGCAUCUAGAAAAAAUGGUUGACACUCUGGUUCAGUCAAACUUUUAUGAUAUGGCCUUUACAGUUCUCUUUAAAUUCUGUCAGGGUUCUGCAUUAAAAAGGCAUGUUUCAAGAUUUUGAAAACUUCACCCGUUAUUGUCCCCUGAAAAUGUAUUGAUUUUAGCAUACGAAAUGGUGAUUUCUGCAGAGAACUGGAGAGGGUAUUUGUUGCUAUGUCAGAGAAAUGUUGUGAGAACAGAGCAGGCUCCGCACUUCCUGGGUAGUUUAAACUUUCUUUGUUCUUUCCUCGCGAAUGUUCUUCUCUGCAAAUUAAGUUUCUCUUGGGAGAGAACUCAUUGACCAUUUACUCUGUCUUCUUUUGUUAGUUCUGACACAAUGCACGGUCUUCUGUUAACAUCUACCAAAGACGCAACGUAUAGCAAUGGAAAACCAGAUGGUCCUGUGAUUUAUCAGCCCAGGGCGAACGUGCAAUGGGAAACACUUGAACUUUAUCUCGUAAGAAGACAUAUUAGUUUUUAUUUUUAUCUUGUGACCAGUUGCUUUAGUAACAUCGCUUUCUCACUUCGGCAGCUACUCCAGUUUGUAGCUCAGUUUGUCGUGACAAAUAGUUUCUUCAAUACUGUCAAAGGUUCCCUUCUCGUAAGUCGCUGACAUGGUUCAGGAACUACAGUAGGAGUUGGCAGUAUUAAAGCAGCUCGUAGCUCUCAAGUUCUGCCCUGUAGAUGUGUGGAAUGAGAUUUGCCCUUUUCUGUACUACUACCUAGGAUUCGAACCUUGGAGGAACCAGUUACAGUAUACUGACAAAGCAAUCCACUAAAAAGUCAAUCCCUUGUAUGUAUUUUGUGUCAAGUCAGAGGGGUUCAAUCUUUUUAGUGAAAUUUACUCAGCAGUGGGACUCGUAGCCUUGGAAGAAAACCAAUUCAGAUCUGAUUUAAGCCAGCCCAGCAUGUCCUAAUUAGGAACCUUGGGCUUUAUAAGUACUUGAUUUUUUGUGCUGGGUAAUUUUAUUGGGCUGGUUUCUAUCAAACCGAAUCUCCCCACGUUUUGUUGGAACAUCUGUCAACCCUUCUCUUUCUAGAGAGAGAAAAGAGAUCUGGAAAUCUGCCUUUCAGACAGAUCGUGUUUGACAGAUUGCGAAAUCUGGUUCCAUGUAAUGAAUUUAAUGGAAACAACCCUUUCUUAUGAUUAUACCUCCUCAGCCUCCACCCCCCACCGGACAGUACGAGUCAGAACAUUUGUAUGAACAAUUUAUUUUUUUUGCAUCUGAUUCUAUGCUCCCAUUUACUUUGCUGUUAUUAACAAUGCCCAUGAAAUUAUGCUGUGCAUACUCACCUUUAGCUAUCUCUGCACACGCCCUCAGGAGAAAUACCAGAAGCUUCAUCCAAGAUUACCUGUGACUGUUGCUGAGACGCUGUUGCACACCGACCCACAAAUUGAAUUGCCCCUUUGGCUCGUUCGCAUGUUCAAGGUGAGUUCUCUUUCCAUUCACAUGGGAGAUGUAGAGUUGUGUACGACUUCAAUAGCGCAGGGCGAGUUGUGAAAUCAUUGUAAAAUCCACAUCCCCCCUUCUUUCUCUCUCUGUCUCUCUCUCUCUCUCUCUCGCUCUCGCUCUCGCUUGCUCGCUCUCUCUUAUUUUGCCUUCAAAUGUGAAUAGAUGAAAGUAAAAAAUAGUGUGCUGCAUGUAGAGAGAGAGAGGGAUUAAAAAUACCUUAGAAUGGUAAAAAAGGGGUCCAGAGUGCUUAUUUCAUGUAAGGAGAUAGGCCCUUUAUAUCUUGAAUAAAUUUCUUAGGGGGGUAAGUAGGGGUAAGUAAAGUCACAAAUUAUGUAGAGUUUUGCUGCUUAAAAAGGAAAUCGCUUGCUUAAAACAGGGCAAGCUCUAAACCCCCUUUUAUCUCCAGCCUUUCCCCUACAUAGUGCACCUGAAUGCCUUAGAUGGGUAGUCACUAAUGGACACGGGGAGGGUGAGACUGCUGCUGGGGAGUAGAGGGAUGCCAGAAGGAGAAAGGUCUGCUCCUGGCCCUGGUAGAAAGAAUCAUACCGAACCAUGCCAUGCUCUAUUUUUUGCCUUGUGGAAUGAUCUGUUUUGCUUCUUAUUAUGUUUGGCUGGAUCUGAAGCCCAUCUGAAAAAUGCGACAGGGUGGAAGAAGAACAUGGGGUAUGACUGGCCAAGAAGCAGACCCUGCAGCCUUACUCCGGCUGUACAUCGACUAUAGCCGCUAUUCAGAAGCAACAACAUUGCUGCUUGAAUAUCUCGAGGCAUUUAAUUCCAUGGUACAACCCUCAAUCUGCUCCCACUCCCUUCCCUUCCUUCCCAUCCCCUGCCGCAUGCUCAAUGAUCUCUCUCUCUCUCUCUAUCUCUAUCUAUCAAUCAUAUGCACAGAGACCGACGGAAAUUGUGAAGAGGAAGAGGACGUCCGCAAUUUGUUUCCCAUACACAGCAAUCGAGCGCCUCUGGUGUCAACUUGAGGAGGCCCAGAACUCAGGCCGCCUGGUCGACGAAUCCCACAAACUCAAGGGCCUACUGAAAGCAGCCCUGUUGGACCACCUCAAGCAGGUACAUACAUCCUUCACUUGACUGAUAAGAAUCCCCCCCACCUCGGGUUGAGGAGGAGGAGGAGGAGGAGAGCUUCUGAUGGUUGGUUCCUUCGGGUUUGCAGGUGAAGGUGGACUCAGAGGAUGCAUUGGCCUCUGGACUCGUGUAG
Molecule: messenger RNA, 21388 nt
Organism: Spirodela intermedia
Lineage: Eukaryota; Viridiplantae; Streptophyta; Magnoliopsida; Alismatales; Araceae
Source: the annotation of a GenBank genome assembly